AUGAUGCUACCAUUACAAUCUCUUAGCUCGAUCUUGCUAGCCUCGAGCUUGCUUUUCAGCGGAGUUCAAGGAAUAUUCGAUAAAAGAGAAGUCAUCGGCUAUCGAGUCGUUGCCGACUCGCAGGCCCAGAUUUUCAAUGAAAAUAAUAGGCCUCAUAGAAAUAAGAUGUACGAUGGAGAAGAGUUCCGUCGCUAUUUAACCACGGGCUUUUACUUGUCAAACGAUCCGAACAGGUGGGAGGCGGGAGGUGGCGAAUCGUAUUGUGUUAUUAAAGCGAAUAGUAAAAAGCUUAAAGAGUUCAGCAAAGUAUGGAUCCCCGAGCAAAAACCUCCUACAGACGAAGAGAGACAUCGAGGGAAAGUGGUAUAUGACCCAACUUGGUUCCGUAAAGAUGAUGCUCUCUUGGAAUUUAUUCGUUCGAAAGUGCCAGAAAACCCGGAGAAGGCAUUACGCUUUUUAUAUGUUAUAGGAUCCGAUACGGAGCUGCAAAUGGCUAUCCCAACUGAUGUAGUAAACGACAAUGAAUUAGAUCUAUGGACUCACUGCUGGAAAUCAAAAGACGAUAUACGAAAAUUCAAGACCGUUAACUGGAUGAAAUGGGAUGUCAUUGGAAAACCUGGAUCUGAAAAUAAGAGCUGGCAUCAGUCGCUCAAGGAUUGGUGGCGUUCGGUGUGA
Messenger RNA from Drepanopeziza brunnea f. sp. 'multigermtubi' MB_m1, 675 nucleotides. NCBI's taxonomy places the organism in Eukaryota, Fungi, Ascomycota, Leotiomycetes, Helotiales, Drepanopezizaceae. The record is from RefSeq and is a predicted model, not a curated record.